UUCGCUACUGCUCAUUCCUCAUGGCGUCUAAACAGCCGCCGCGUAAAUUGUUGCGGAAACGUCCACGUCCAAGUUAUAACGAGACGACUUCGGACGAUGAAGGGCAUAAUUGUUCGUCAUCAGGAGACACUAAUUUUAGUAAUGAAUCACGUCCAUUCGGUGCUUUGCCAAAGAAUGUUUCAGAUUGGACGAUAUUUGAUCUUGACAAAUUAGCCAUAUUCUACGACCGAACUGCUAAACCAACACCAUCCGAUGUUCUUCAGUUAGUAACAGACAAAACUGGUUUUUAUGGAAAUUUAACAAUAGAACAACAAGAAGUUAUGAAAGUAAUUAUAGAUAACCUUGACUUUGAUCUCAAAAUAGAAGAACAAAAAUUGAAACAACAACAGUAUGUGGAAGGAAUUAUCACGGAGCUACGUCUAACAGAAGACAAAUUACAAAAACAGAUGGAACCCAUCUCGUCGCAUAAACAGUUUAUGAUUUGUAGCUAUGCUUUAGACUUUAUUACAGAAGUAAAACGUGUGAUAUAUAAGAUGGCUUAUUACAACUUGGGAAAAGAGGCAGUGCCGGAAUCAUUUUACACAUCCUUAACAUCAAGUUUUACAAGAAUUUGCCAGCUGACACCUGUACCAGGAUUACUGUAUAAAACUAAACUGCAAAUUGAUACAGUUAAAGUGACAUCAAUUCCUGAUCUUGUGUUGGAGAAGAAAAAGAAUAUCACUUCAGCAUCAUCAGUUGUGUCUAUUAUAGAGGUGAAGAAAGCUGUCAUAACAGAAGCUGAAGAAAACAAAGUAGAUGAAGACGGUAAAAAAUCAAAAGCUCAUAUUCAACACUGGCUUAGUGAGAAAGUUUUAGGUCAACACGGAGGAGAACUUCUCUUAGCAUGGAAUUCUUUGGAAACAGAAUAUGUUCCGGGUAUGAUUGCUGUAGGAACCAAGAUCUACCAACAAUGGAAACUCCAAUUUCCUAUCCAAAAAGGAAAAGAAUUCCUAGAAAAAUAUAUACUCCAAGCAGCAGUAAAGUAGCUGAAAAGCAAGAAAACAAGAAAAGUAAGAAUUGCUGAUUUGUAUUAUUGGUUUCUGUUUUGGUCACUUAGCCUGAAAGGCUUGCAAGUUUUUGCCAUCACUAAGCAUUUUCAUCCAUUAUUUAUCGUCUGUCUGUUGUCCAUCCAUCCAUAAUUUAUGUUUUAUUUUGUUCUAAAACAUCAAACGGACAGAUGGAUCAGUAUAAACAAUAUGCCCUUCACUUAUUGUCACGGUGGCACGAAAAAGGCGUCUAAUUUUCCAUCUAGUUGUAAUUUGACCAUGUCAUGAAUAUUGUCCAAGUCCCUUCCAACAACAAUCGUCAAUUUAAGGAA
Mytilus trossulus (common blue mussel) is the source of this 1357-nucleotide messenger RNA. RefSeq lists its product as uncharacterized. Bases 21 to 1025 code for a protein of 334 amino acids. The transcript is spliced from 5 exons. NCBI's taxonomy places the organism in Eukaryota, Metazoa, Mollusca, Bivalvia, Mytilida, Mytilidae. The record is from RefSeq and is a predicted model, not a curated record.